UACAAUUUAGUACAUAGGUCGAUUAGGUUCCAUGUAACCGUCUUGCUUGUAAUAAGUAACUAAAAAACACUAAGCACGAUUCGUGGUCACUAUACCGUAAGUAGUAAGGCAAUGGAUAGACCUAGUACAAGUCGACAGUCCGUGGAGAAGAUUGAAGUAUUCGAAGUACGUGAACAUGUUCCUUAUCAAGCUGAAGUGACUAGGGCACCAGCGGCAUACGACGAAGAGAGUGGGAUAGCAUACGAUUCCUCAUGGGAUUCGGCUUGGCGAGCAAUCUGUCAGCUUUACAAUUUACUCCAUCAUAUGCAAGUGGCGAUCGUGGUGUUUUGUUUGUGGCAUUUCGCGCUGACGUCGGAACCCAACGGAGCUAUCACUAACUUGCAACUGCACAUCAUCUUCGCGGGCACUGGUUACCAGCUAUUCCUUGUAGAAGCAGUGUUAACAUUACAUCGACAUAACUCCUGGUCAUUCCAACUCUCUCCUGAUGCCAAACGAAUCGUCCACGGAUGCCUGCAGCUAAUUGGAUCGGUGUUCGUGUUAGCAGGUAGCUUCCUAGGACUAGCCGAAGUUAAUAUGACCAUACCUACUGCUCAUGGAAUAUGUGGUGUAAUCGCCCUGGGAUUUUCUCUAUUAAGUUUUGUAUCAGGCGUCAUGGCACUAUUUUCUGCCAAAGUGCGACUCAUGGUUAAAAACGGUCCUAUGAAAAUGGUGCAUAUGGCGGUCGGCAUUUUUGCUAUAUCCAUGGGCCUUGUGACGAUGGCUAUGGGUUUCCAUAUGCCGUACUUCAGUGCUCGACAGGGUGGUCUGUCGACUGCUUUAAUAGUUUUCGUAGUAUUAAAUCUUGCUUACAUUCUUAUACAGCCGAUUGUUAACAUAAUAUCAACAACAAAAAGCGUUAUGUGACUAGUCGAUGUCAAGGGCUCGACAGAUGGCGACAGUGUAGCCUAAUGUUGUAUAUCUCGCUCUUACGUAACUCAAAAUUGGUAAAAAGUGUUAGUGAACUACCUACCUGAAAACUAUUCAGGUUUCACAGCUUAAAUAAAAAAUACACUUCUUUUUCAUACAUUGCUUAAAAAAUAGGUUUCUUUUCUUAUUAGUGAAAUCUCUACAUACGCAGAAGUCUUUUCUAUGUAGGUAGUUUAUUACCAAAUACUCACUUGGCCAAUUUUGAGUUUUUUUUUUUUUUUUGUAUAAAUGUAAAUGGAAUAGUAACCCCGUCUGCGCUAUCGGUAUAUACUGGCGUGGCACUAUUAAGGGAUAAUAAGUAAAUAUAAAGCAGGUCAGUUAGCCCAUCGUGACAAAUCCACCUUUGUGAAACACACAAAUUCACCACUGUGACAAGGAACCUUUUGAUCGUUAAUAAAAUUUCCCUUCUGUCUUCCUGUACUUAAUAUAAGUUAGAUAAACAUUCCUUGCUGUAAAUUUUUAUAAGUGUGCUAAAACUGCAUGCUGCAUGGGAAAUUUUGUCCGGUCUAACUGUCCAUCGUCUGUAUAGAUUCUAAUGAAUUCUUAGUAAGCAAUUUACAGUCUCAUGUUUACUAAGUCAUUUUAUAAAUAAUUAGAUUUAGGUCAAUUAUAGCUAAAUAUUUAAUGUCAUAACCACUGAUAAAUAUUUCAUUCAUCAAGUCUCUAUCAUCCAGAAUUUUUUAUUAAGUUGUUUAUUCGGUCUAUAGUGAGUGUGAUUGCUCCUUGGUGUCAUUUUAUCAAAAAUGAAAAAUAAGUAGGUACACCAUUAAUAAUUAUUUGAAGAAACAUAUUGUAAAAUAGAGAUAAAUCUAACUUAAAUCAUUUAAUUUCCUAAUUUACCUUAAAUCCUUAAAUAAGGUAUAAUGUGUUAGGAUAUAUUUUUAAUUUUAAUUUUUAAUGACUUUUAAAGAGAGAACUUUUGAUAUUUUAUAUUUAUAUUCACAAGAGGUACGGUUUACUCUAUUAACUCAUAUAAAUUUUAUCGUGAAUGAAAUAGCGGAUUUUUGUAAUUUAUUUUGAAUUUUCAAUUUCAUUGAUUUUGCUUUGUUCUUACACAAAUCUCUAUGUACAAUAAAAAAAUUUAGUGUUUUAACUCUUAUGUAGAUAUUUAAAUUACGUACCUGUAACUUUGGUAACAAUACAAUAUCUAAUAACUCUAUCAUACAGCUGGUCUGAUAAUACAGAUUUUUUAUAAAUAUAUGUAGCUAUAUUUUAAACUUAACGCGAUGAAAAUUUUUGCUGAUAAAUAGUACCUACCUAUAUACCUGCUACCGAUAUUUCUACGUUGUUUGCACCAUGACGUGGUCAUAACAGGACGACAGUCCUGUGUAUUUAAAAUAUAUGUAAACAAUGCGAAUUUUUUAAAUUAACUAUAUGUAGUUGAUUUUUAAGUAUAAUUAUUAAAUUUAAGGAAUAACAUUGGAAGCACGCUAGUACUAGGUACACCUAAGUACUAACUUGGCAACAACAAUUUCUACAUUCAAGUAAUUUUUUUAUAUUUGUUUGUUAUUAGCAAUUAUUAUUAUUAAUUGAUAAGAUACUUGUAUUGUUAUUUAGUAUAAUAAUAUUAAGUAAUGUGUAAGUGAAGAUAUACCUACUUUGCUACCUAAGGACGUGUAAAACGAGUGUGCUUGUAAUAAAUUAAAUUCUAAAUAAUA
Messenger RNA from Galleria mellonella (greater wax moth), 2624 nucleotides. RefSeq lists its product as uncharacterized. The record is from RefSeq and is a predicted model, not a curated record. The transcript has 3 exons. Lineage: Eukaryota; Metazoa; Arthropoda; Insecta; Lepidoptera; Pyralidae. The coding region runs from base 112 to 903 and encodes 263 amino acids. Gene Ontology annotation, molecular function: transmembrane monodehydroascorbate reductase activity.